Molecule: messenger RNA, 384 nt
Organism: Chenopodium quinoa (quinoa)
Lineage: Eukaryota; Viridiplantae; Streptophyta; Magnoliopsida; Caryophyllales; Amaranthaceae
Product: auxin-responsive protein SAUR64-like
Exons: 1
Coding region: 1-384 (127 amino acids)
Biological process (GO): response to auxin
Source: RefSeq, a predicted model, not a curated record
AUGGCAAAAAAGUGGCAAAAGAUAGCAGCCGCAAGCAGGAAAAGGAUAUCCUGGCCGCGUCCAGUGGCUGAUAAAGAUCACUUUGUCGUCUAUUCAACAGAUGGAAGACGAUUUACCAUUCCUUUAGCUUAUAUCAAGAGCGAGCUUUUCAUAGAGCUUCUUAGAAUAGCAGAGGAAGAAUUUGGAGUUACAAGUUCGGGUCCAAUUACAUUGCCUUGUGAUUCGAAAUUUAUGGAGUAUGCGAUGUCUAUGAUCCAAAGAUGUGUAGCUGAAGACUUAGAAAAGGCACUGAUCAUGUCAUUAACUAGCUGCAGAUACUCAUCGUUGUCACAUGAUCAACAACAGGAACAAACAAAUUCAAAAUUGUUGAUCUGUAGUUUCUAG